Jatropha curcas is the source of this 2511-nucleotide messenger RNA. RefSeq lists its product as uncharacterized. The record is from RefSeq and is a predicted model, not a curated record. NCBI's taxonomy places the organism in Eukaryota, Viridiplantae, Streptophyta, Magnoliopsida, Malpighiales, Euphorbiaceae. Gene Ontology annotation, molecular function: protein binding.
CCCCUUCUCUCUCACUCUUCUCUUUCCUGGUACGUGACACUAACAAUAACUAAACCAAAUGUUUGGCAACUCCGGUGCCGGAAAACAGGUCUUCCCAAUCGAUUACCAGGCUGAAGUUUCUCAGCUUCUCGUUGAUGCAUGUCAUAGUAAUGACUCGAAGUUGGCGAGUGAAUGUCUCGCUGAUCCUUUCGUGGACGUGAACUUUAUCGGGACGGUGAACUUGAAGACGAAGAAGACGGAGGUUUUACUCCGAGAUGAAUCGCCACAUGAAGUUCAUGUCGAGUAUGAGGAGUUCAAGACUGAGGUGACCGCUCUUUUCCUCGCUGCUCAUGCCGGAAAUUUAACGCUCGUCAGGAUGUUACUGAGCGUCGGUGCCAGUGUGAAUCAGAAACUGUUUCGAGGCUAUCCCACGACAGCAGCAGUAAGAGAGGGUCAUUUGGAUGUAUUAGAGGUGCUUAUAAAAGCUGGAGCAUCUCAGGAGGCAUGUGAGGAGGCUUUAUUAGAGGCAAGCUACCAGGGGUUGGCCAGGCCUGCAGAGCUGCUCAUGGGGUCUGACUUGAUACGCCCACAGGUUGCUGUUCAUGCUCUUGUCUCUGCUUGCUGUAGAGGGUACGCCAAUGUAGUUGACACCCUAAUUAAGUGGGGAGUAGAUGCCAAUGCAAUUGACAGGGUUCUGCUUCGUUCUUCCAAGCCAUCACUGCAUGCCAAUGUUGACUGUAACGCGCUUGCUGCUGCCAUUGUUAGCCGACAGAUAUCGGUCGUUAGAUUGCUGUUGCAGGUCGGUGUCAAGAUGGACACCAAGGUGAGGUUGGGAGCCUGGUCUUGGGACAUGGAUAGUGGCGAAGAAUUCCGAGUUGGUGCCGGAUUAGAUGAGGCUUAUAGCGUCACCUGGUGUGCUGUGGAGUAUUUUGAAUCAAGUGGUACUAUAUUGCUCAUGCUCCUCCGACAUCUCCCCGUUAACACUCUUCACAUGGGGAGGGCUCUUAUCCAUCACGCCAUCCUAUGCGGCAAUGCAAGAGCGGUAGAAAUGCUAUUAAACUGUGGUGCAAAUAAAGAACUUCCGGUUAAAACUUCUAAAAAUGAGUGGCGCCCCGUCCAUUUAGCUGCACGGCUUGGCUCAGCCAAAGUUCUUGAGGAGCUGACGCUCGCUGGCUGCAAUCUCAACUCCAGGACGGAUUCUGGAGAAACUGCCUUAAUGAUAUGUGCUAGACAUAAGCAACAAGAAUGUCUAAAAAUCCUGGCCUCAGCUGGUGCUGAUUUUGGAUUGAUCAAUUCAUCUGGUCAGUCUGCUAGCUCAAUUGCAAGGUCUGCUAAAUGGGCUCUUGGCUUUCAGCAAGCAGUGAUUGAUGUGAUUCAAGCUGGGAAGAAAGUAAUAUCAAGCAACCUCUCAAAAUUUUCUCCCUUAAUGUUUGUUGUUCAAGCAAAUGAUAUUAAGGCCUUAAGAAAGCUCAUUGAGCGGACGGACAUCGAUCUUGAUGAACAAGAUGAUGAUGGAUUCUCUGCAGCUAUGGUAGCUGCUGCCAGCGGUCACGUGGAAGCUUUCAGAUUACUGGUCUAUGCAGGGGCUAAUGUAAAGCUGCAGAAUAAAUAUGGGGAAACCGCAAUCAGCCUAUCAGAGUCAAGCCACCACGGUGAAGUCAUCGAAAGGGUAAUGCUUGAGUAUGCAAUUGAAGAGGGAUAUAACUAUUCUGCUGGAGUUCAAGCUCUACAUCGCGCAGCGCACUGGGGUGACAUUGAUUUGGUUCAUAUGUUAACUAGAAGAGGUUACGAUGUCAAUGCUUUUGACACUGAUGGAUACUCUCCUCUAAUGUUAGCCGCAAAGAGAGGCCACAAUAGAGUGUGCGAGCUUUUAAUUUCAUGUGGAGCAAUCUGUGAUAUUGAAAAUGCAAGAAAAGAAACUGCACUCUCACUCGCCAGGAAUAAUGGCUAUGGAAAUGAAACGGAAAAUAUAAUAUUAGAUGAACUUGCUAGACAACUUGUUCUAGAUGGGACUCGAGUCAAGAAGCAUACAAAAUGUGGAAAAGGAUCUCCGCAUUAUAAAGAAUUAAGGAUGGAAGGUACUGUUGGAGUUUUAAGAUGGGGAAAAUCAAGCAAGAGAAAUGUAAUUUGUAGGGUUGCCGAGGUCGGUCCAAGCUCAAAAUUCCGGUGGAAUCGCAGGAGAAAAUUUGAUGUUGAAGACCCUGGAGUUUUCCAUGUGAUCACUACAAAGAACAAGGAAGUGCAUUUUGCGUGUGAAGGUGGAGUAGAAAUGGCAGAGUUGUGGGUAAGAGGAAUCAGGCUCUUGACUAGAGAAGCAAUCUUUGGCAAGAAACAGGUGAUUUGUGAAUGAUGAAUGACAAGUUUGCUUGCUGUGGGAAAUGCUUCAUCUCAAUGUAUUUUUCAUUUUUUUUUUUUUUGUACUUUUACUCCAUUGUAAAGAUUUUUUGUUCUUCAGAUAUUGAUGCAGACUUGCUUGUACAAUUUGCUUUUUGUUUUUUUAUAAUCUAAAUUGCUUUUGCUUCAUUGAGUAAA